Messenger RNA from Amphibalanus amphitrite, 2535 nucleotides. Its product is annotated as ubiquitin-associated domain-containing protein 2-like. The record is from RefSeq and is a predicted model, not a curated record. Bases 347 to 1447 code for a protein of 366 amino acids. Gene Ontology annotation, molecular function: serine-type endopeptidase activity; protein binding. Lineage: Eukaryota; Metazoa; Arthropoda; Thecostraca; Balanomorpha; Balanidae. The transcript is spliced from 7 exons.
UUUGUUGUGUUGAAUGAGAGUUUUAAAUACAUACACUUUGACAUUUUCCCAGGGUUUAAGAAAAAAGCAAUAUCUAUCAGCUACAGCCUGAGCUGAUGUACCUGGAUAUGACCCAGCGUGUAUUCUGUGUGUUGUCUUUCAUACAUUGCCACAUACACUGUUGACCAUUGGGCUGUGGCAUAGCCCAUAGGUACCACUAACCAUUUGCAAGUUGCAAUGGUUGUUGUUGGUCAACUCAUUUCAGCUGCUUGUUUUCUUUUGUUUUGCUUUUGCAUGACUGCUCAGUUCCUAACCACCUUGCCUUUCAGAGAUUACCUUAGUCAAGCGAUAAAAGAGUCAACACAUCAUGGCAACUGUUUUGUCCCAGUACAGCACUACUGGAUUCUACAAGGCGCCGGUGAGCAAGGGUCUGAUGGGCGGCCUGUUCCUCACGUGCACGGCCAUCAACGUGCCGCUGCUGGCGCACUUGCGCCACCAGCUCGAGUGUCGCCUGCCGGACAUGCUCGGCUCCCCACUGUUCUAUCGGCUGGUCACCUCGCGGCUGGCGUUUGUCGACACCAAGGACCUGGUCUGCAGCGCGCUGCUCAUCUACUACUUCCGAAUAUUUGAACGUCGAUACGGGUCGCGGAAGUUUGCCAGUCACCUUCUGGUGACGUGGACGCUCUCAACUGUGCUGGAGGUGCUCUGUGUGCUGGCGACACAGCGGCUCGGCCUGGACCUGCACCCCGGCAGACUGCUGCCGCCCGGACCGUACGGUCUGGUGUUUCCGCUGUUCGUGCCGUACCUGUUCGACGUGCCGCGGGUAACCACCACGCACAUCCUCGGCGCGCCUGUCACCGGCAAGACGCUCACCUACCUGAUCGGGCUGCAGAUCUGCUCGACGUCGGCGGCGGCCGGCCUCAGCGCCGCCUGCGGCAUCGCGGCCGGGCUGCUGUACCGGUGCAGCCCGCUGCGGCUGGGUCGUCUGCGGCUGCCGGCGGCGCUCUGCUGGCUGGCUGACAGCACGCUGGGCAGACUGCUCUCCUCGUCGCCGCCCACCGACGGCCCGAUGGCAGCGACUCUGGAGGCGCAGCGACAACAGCAGAUCGACAUGCUCGAGCAACAGAUGCUGCUGGAUAGAUAUCGAGAGAUGCGACAGCGCAACGCCGGCGCGGGCCGCGGCGGCGCACAGGCGCGGCACCAGCAGGGCCAGGGGUACGCCGAACAGCUGGUGGGGCACGGUGACCAGCCGCUCAACGGUCUGUUCUUCGGCCGGCAGCGGGCCGCCGCCGCAGCAGCCGCCGCCGAUCACCAACCGCAACAGGAGGCAGAGCCGGCGGCGCCCUCGGAGGCCUGCGUGCGUCACCUGGUGGAGAUGGGCUUCCAGCGCGACCAGGUGGAGGACGCCCUCCGCACCUCCAACAACGACAUCAACGUGGCCACCACGCUGCUACUACAGCAGAGCUAGCGGCCGGCCGUCAGCGGCUCAGCCGCCGGACUGGACAGUCGGGCGCCUGCCGCCGGACCAGUGACGUCACGCCACGACUGACUAGUCAGCUGGAGAGCAGGGAUCAGUGAUAGUCGGCCGCCCGGUGACGCCAUGCCAGCGGACCCGCAGACCUCAUCGCUCGCGGCUGAGGAAGUGGUUCGCUCAGGCGGUUUGUGCAGCCGGCAGGUCUGAGGUCAGCCGCACAGGGCGCCUUGGCUCGGUCAGGUCAGGUGGCUGUCCAUCCGUACACUACGUACGGGCCGCGCAGUGCGGCGGCCACUCAGUGCAGAGUAUUUACUGUCCAGUGACGUUUUUGUUAUGUGCCGUGUUUUAAAGUUUUAUUAUGCGCACAGUCUGUCGUGGUUGUGGACCCCCUGGCGAGGGGCGGUGGGGCUCGGUUGGCCCUGAGUGGGGGUCGUGUGGCAGAAUUCGAACCCCAAGGAAGCGAGCGACCUGCGUCCGAUCCCGUUUUACUUGGAUGGCUAGUGAAUUUGGCAUCCUACCGUACCGUACAGAGUACCGAGCGCAUGCAGCUUGACUGGCUUAGGUACCCGAGUACUGUACCGUAUACGUUCACCUGGCGUAUGCAGGGCUAAGGUGUACCGGCACCGUGGGCAGACUGCUUGCCCGUCCCAGGUGAAUAUUGAUCGUCUUAUACCUGAUGAGUAUAACCUCUGUGUUGACCGCAGACGUGUGUGGUGACUGUUGUCAGAAAUAGGCGCGGCAGCGUGUAAAAUAUCGUAUACAGGCGACUCCGGCAAGGCCUCCAAGUACCGCCAGUACCCAAGGUAUGUGCAGAGUGGUUGGUAUAUUUAUCGACUGUAUGGGGCGCCUGUGUAUAGUGCGGGUGUGCGGAGCGUGUGUGUGGUCGCGGGUGCAGUGUGAGUGUCUGUGUGUUCUGAGCACAGAGUGGGACAGCGCCGCGCUGACCCCGGCCGGCACUGUGCGCUGUACUGCCGCGUACUGGGUACAGCGUGCGUACGCCGUGCUUCAGUGAGUGGUGUGUGCGGGAACCGCGCCCCAGCGCAGCGGCUCAGACGGGAGACGGCAAUAAAUCACACAGUCGA